AUGGACCGCUGCAUGUUCAUUUCUUUGCACCUUCUUGCGAUUUUGGAAACCUCCAGAGGACAAAUCUCAGAAUGCUUUGAAGGCCAGUGGCAGUGCGAUGAUGGUCUCUGCAUCCCGGAUAUAUUGAGAUGUGAUGGACAAGGAGACUGUCUGGAUGGAUCUGAUGAAAUAAAUUGUCCUGGCUCCUCAGAUUGUCCACGGGGUCAGUUUGCCUGUUUGGACACCGUUGGCUGUGUUGACACGUCGGCCCGCUGUGAUGGACAAAUCCAGUGUCCCACCGGCUCGGACGAGGAGAACUGCCCGGCCAUCGACGGCUGUCUGGACUCCGAGUGGAUGUGUCAGAACCACAUCUGUAUCCCCGAGGAGCUGCGCUGCAACGGGCAGGAUGACUGCAUGGACAACUCUGAUGAAGACGACUGUGGCGUGUGCACCGAGAACAGCGCACGGUGUCUUGAAGGGAUGUGUUUCUCUGCUGAGAUGAUGUGUGAUGGGCAGUACGAUUGUUCUGAUGGCAGUGAUGAGCCUUUAGCCUGCGGCCGGAUCUGUGAGAUGAACAAUGGCGGCUGUAGCUACGGGUGUUCUGAUGAGCCCUGGGGCGUUCGGUGUACCUGUCCUGCAGGCUAUACGCUCUCUCCCAACGGAUUAGUGUGUGAAGACGUGGAUGAAUGUGCCACGCUGUUUCCCGCCUGCCCUCACUACUGCGUCAACACAGCUGGGUCCUUCUUCUGCCACUGCAGACAUGGCUUCAAACUGGGGGAAGACAACACAUGCCUGGCUUCAGGUAAUGGGACUCGACUGCUGAUGAUGCAGAGGACCGCGAUGGGAUUGUUGAAUGUGAAGUCCCAGCAGUUCGAGGUUGUCCAGACUGCGGUGCUUGACCCAGUGGCCUUGGCGUUUGAUGUCGCCCGGGGGUGGUACUACUGGGCUGACCGCAGCGGCAAGAUUUACAAAAGUGAUGGGCAGCGGAGCUGGACGGCUUACAGUGGGGAGCCUGGCAUCAUUGGUCUUGCAUGUGACUGGCUCAAUGGAAACUUGUUCUGGACCAAUCAAGUCACAAAAUCAAUCCACAUGCAAGCGUCCGAUGGGAGAAGUUACACAGUUGUCCUGAGCAAAAACAUCAGCCCGUCUGAGCUGGUGCUUGUACCUGUGGAGAGCUCAAUGUUCUGGAUGGAUGCAGGUCCAAAUGACAGGGAAACACUAGAGAAGUCGUGGAUGGAUGGGUCAGAACGGAGCUCUCUGGCGAUCAUCACUGCUCAGUCUGCUCACAGCCUCACCGCAGAUGUAGCUGCCAUGCGGCUGUACUGGAUCAGUGACUUCAAGGGGUCUGUAGAGAUGGUGAUGACGGAUGGAUCUGGUCGUUACUCCUUCUCUGGACUGUUCAACGGGGGACCGGCUCUAAGCCUUGCUGUGUUUGAGAGUUUAUUUUACUGGGUUGAUGAUCAAGGACUGUGGCAAGCUGCACAAAACCAACCAAGUCAGAAGAAAUUACUCUUGAAAACUGAACUGCCACUGUUGGCAGUCUACCAUGAGCUGCAGCAGCCCCAAGAUCCACGAUUCCUGUAUAAUACAGCUACAACAGUCCACUUGGUGGAGUACAGAGGCAGAGAAAACAUCGACACCCAGCUGUUCACUGCUAAAGACGGCAUCCUGUCCUUUGAUCUGGACUGGAGAAGAGACUGGUUGUACUGGGUCAAUCAGACCGGUCACAUCCAACGCAGCAGUCACAAACAAGGCAAUACUGAGGAGGUCCCAGCACCUCUGCCAGUUUGUUUCAUAACUGUGGACCAGAAGACUGGACGUCUUUUCUGGGUGUCGUGUGACCAAAACAGCAUUGGCACGGCCGUCAAACAGCCACAGCGACUGUACCACACGACACGCGCCAUCCGAGACCUGCACCUGGACUGGGUGGGGAGUCUGAUCUACUGGUUGGAAGACGAUCGGAUUCUCAGUAUGAGCAUGGCAGGAGGAGAAACUAAAGAACUGCUGCAGAUAGCCGGAGGCUUCAGAGAGAGCGUCGCCUUUGAUCUCAGGGCUAAUAGUUUGCUGUGGAACUCCAAUCAAGCAGGCCUGGUGAAAAUGAGUUUGCUGAAAGAGAGAAGCCACAAAGUUGGAAGACGAUGGAACAUCUCGGGUUCAGUUGCAGCUGCACUUGAACCGUACCUGUUGACGGUGUCCGAUAACGUUGUUAAGCUUUGGGAUCAGCGCGAUGGAAGCCUCAUUCAAGACAUGACCGUGAAGGAUCACGUGUUCAGUGUGAUCGCUGCAGUUGGGAAACUUCAGACAGUCUGCGUCUCACAAGCUCAGCUGUGCGAUGGCAAAAAAGACUGCCCUGAAGCAGAUGAUGAGGAGUUUUGUGUUCGAACGUGUCCUUCCAAAGUCCAGCACAGAUAUGUGAUGGAAAGGAGGACUGUCCUGAUGGAUCUGAUGAGAAAUGCCUGCAAAGGUGUCUAUACAGAACCGAUUUCCUGUGUAAAGAUCGUCGGAGUUGCAUCUCCAAGAGCCAAGUGUGUGACGGUCGAUCUGACUGCCACGAUGGCUCAGAUGAGACUGUGCCAGGACGGGACCGGAUGUGUCCUGUACAGUCACGUCUGUGAUGGAGAAAGAGACUGUGCAGAUGGAUCAGAUGAAAUAGGAUUGGACUUCCUCUGCAAAGACCGUCGGAACUGUGUCCCCAAAAGCAAAGUGUGUGACGGUCGGUCUGAUUGCCACGAUGGCUCAGAUGAGGUCAACUGUCCAAGCGUAGCGCUCCCUGCUCCUCGGAAAACAAUGCUGAAGUGUCGCCUGGGCUCCAAACCAUGCCAAGAUGGGACUGAGUGCGUCCUGUACAGUCACGUUUGUGAUGGAGAGAAAGACUGUGGCGACGGAUCAGAUGAAAUGGGAUGUGAUGUUGCAGACAGUGAAUCUCCUGAAUCCAAUAAAAUGAUUACUGAGCCCCCCACCAAACCGCCGUGCACCAGUCCCUCAGUUCUGUGUCCAGGGUCCUCGGUUUGUCUCAGCCCUGCACAGAUAUGCGAUGGAAAGAAGGACUGUCCUGAUGGAUCUGAUGAGAAAUGUGUGCGAAGAUGUCCAUACUGGAGUGACUUCCGCUGCAAGGAUCGCCGUAGCUGUGUCUCAAAGAGUCAAGUAUGUGAUGGUCGAUCUGACUGCCACGAUAGCUCAGACGAGGUUGGCUGUCCAAGUGUAGCUCUUCCUGCGCCUCAAAAAACUGCCCUGAAAUGUCGUCUGGGAUCCAAACUGUGCCAGGAUGGGACUGAAUGCGUCCUGUACAGUCACGUCUGUGAUGGAGAAAAAGACUGUCGGGAUGGAUCAGACGAACUGGGAUGUGGUGACUUCCGCUGCAAGGAUCGCCGUAGCUGUGUCUCAAGGACUCAAGUGUGUGACGGUCGAUCUGACUGCCACGAUGGCUCAGACGAGGUCGGCUGUCCAAGUGUAGCUCUUCCUGCACCUCAAAGAACUGCCCUGAAAUGUCGUCUGGGAUCCAAACUGUGCCAGGAUGGGACGGAAUGCGUCCUGUACAGUCACGUCUGUGAUGGAGAAAGAGACUGUGCAGAUGGAUCAGAUGAAAUAGGAUGUGAUUCUCCUCCAUCUGAUGAACCAUUUACUGAGCCUCCCACCAAACCUCCAUGCACCAGCCCCUCAGUUCUGUGCCCAGGUUCCUCUGUUUGCCUCAUUCCAGCACAGAUAUGUGAUGGAAAGAAGGACUGUCCUGAUGGAUCUGAUGAGAAAUGUCUGCAAAGAUGUCCUUACUGGACUGACUUCCUCUGCAAGGAUCGCCGGAGCUGCGUCUCCAGGAACCAAGUGUGUGACGGUCGAGCUCAUUGUAAUGAUGGCUCAGAUGAGGUUGGCUGUUCCAAUGUAGUUCCUCCCACACCUCCAAAAUCUACCCUGAGGUGUCGUUUAGGAUCCAGACUUUGCCAAGAUGGCACUGAAUGUGUCCUGUACAGUCACGUCUGUGAUGGAGAAAGAGACUGUCGGGAUGGAUCAGAUGAACUGGGAUGUGAUGCUGGAGAAAUGACUGAUUCUACAAAGAGCCCCUCCUGCAGUAGUCCUUCAGUUUUGUGCCCAGAUUCAUCUGUCUGCAUUCUGCCAGCACAGCUCUGUGAUGGACAAGAAGACUGUCCUGAUGGAUCUGACGAGGACUGCGUCAAAACGUGUGCUGACCAAACUGACUUUCUCUGCAAGGACCGUCGGAGCUGUGUGUCCAGGAGUUUGGUUUGUGACGGGAUCCUUCACUGCCUUGACGGCUCUGACGAGCUCGACUGUCCAAGUCGUGCUGCCUCUGCUCCUCGCACGCAGGUCCCGGCGUGCCGCAUCGGCUCAAAGCUGUGCGACGACAGCACAGAGUGCGUUCUCUACAGCCACCUCUGUGACGGAGAGAACGACUGUGCAGAUGGGUCUGAUGAACGGGGGUGCACGGAAACCUGCAAACAAGGCGAGUUUCAGUGUGCCCACGGAAAAAUGUGCAUUCCUGAGGCUCAGGUGUGCGAUGGGAGGUCACACUGCCGGGAUAACUCGGAUGAGAUGAACUGCUGGAAGCCAACCAAGACCUGCGAGCAUCGCUGUGCUGACGGCAAACGCUGCCUCCCAAAGAAACUCCUGUGUGAUGGAGAGAGAGACUGUCCUGAUGGCUCGGACGAACUGGGCUGUGUUCGCUGUCCAGGUUCAACUGCGUGUAUCCUACAGCAGCAGCUUUGCGAUGGACAAAGAGACUGUCCGGAUGGAUCCGAUGAAAGCAACUGUGUGGCCAAAUGUGAAAAUCCAAAUGACUUCCUGUGCAGUGACCAGAGAAAAUGCAUCCCAAUGAAAGAAGUGUGCGACGGCCAGAUUCACUGUCCCGAUGGCUCGGAUGAGAAACGGUGCCCGCCACAGAAGACUGCCUCCAAUGUGCCCAACACUCAGUCAGAACCUUUGAAGUGUCGCAGAGGUUUCAAGCCAUGUAAAGACGGUCUGGAGUGUGUGAUGUACAGCCACGUCUGUGACGGAGAAAAGGACUGCAAAGAUGGGUCUGACGAAGUUGGAUGUGCUACGAAGUGCAAAGAGGGUGAAUUCCGCUGUUCUCACGGGAAUAGAUGUGUUCCACAAACUCGCGUGUGUGACGGGCAGUACGACUGUCAGGACAGAUCUGACGAAGUGGACUGUUCGACCCAGACGGAGGACUGCCACCACCGCUGUGACAACAGAACUCGCUGUAUACCAGAAACCUUUCUGUGCGAUGGAGAAAAAGACUGUGCCGAUGGGUCGGAUGAAGAAAAGUGUGGUUCAGUAACUUGUUCGAAAGACCAGUACCGCUGUGCCAGCGGGCAGUGUGUCUCUGAGGCUCUGAGAUGUGACGGAUAUGCAGACUGCAGCGACCGCUCGGACGAGGCCGACUGCUCCAGACCGCCGCGCUGCCUGUCGCAGCUGCGAUGCCCUCACAGCCACGAAUGCUUGCAGAAAGAGUGGCUCUGCGACGGCGAGGAAGACUGCAAAGACGGCUCGGAUGAGACGAACUGCAACACUCCACCAGAGAAGUGCAGGUCGUACCAGUGGCAGUGUCGAGACAGCACUCAGUGCAUUCCUGUUUUGUGGAGGUGUGACGGCACGAAGGAUUGCUUAAAUGGCAUGGAUGAGGACAGAUGCACCCCGAAAAAGUGCCCCUCUCACCUGUACCAGUGUGGCAGUGGAGAGUGUAUUGACCCCAAGCUGCUGUGCAAUGGCAAAUCCAACUGCGUCGAUAGCUCCGACGAAGGCGUGGGUUGUGGUCAGCGGAACUGCUCCAGUCCAUCAGCGCCUCAGUGUGACCAUAACUGUGUCAGCACGCCAGCAGGACCCGUUAGUUUCAGGCCGCAGUAUACCACUCAGACCUGUGUUGACGUUGACGAGUGCAACUCAGAGCCACAUGCUUUAUGCGAUCACACCUGUGUGAACACCCGCGGGUCCUACACCUGCCACUGUCAUCCUGGGUUUUACUUGGAACCUGACAACAAAAGCUGCAAAACAAAAGAUGAGCCUUUACUUCUGGCAUCUGUACAGUCGGAGCUUUUAUUGUUUGGAGUCCACAGUGGCACUUUGCGUGUUUUCACCUCGGUCAGUCAGCCAGUCUUCUCGUUGGAUUAUCACUGGGCUCAACAGAGAGUUUACUGGCUGAGCCCCUACUACCAGAGCGUCCGCUACGCUGACAUGAACAACCCCAACAACAAAAGGACACUAAUCAAAGGAGUUAAAUCUGAUUUUCUCGCUGUGGACUGGGUCGGUAACAAUCUGUACUGGGUGGAUGGAUUAGUUGGCCAAAUAUUAGCCGUGAAGCUGAGCAGCACCACACAGAAAUCUCAGGAUUUCACCGUGGUCCUGGGUGAAGAUCUAGAGCAACCGAGCUCACUGGUUUUGCUGCCACACAAAGGUCUGAUGCUGUGGUCUGAGAUUGGCAGCAAGCCUCAGAUUGAGCAGUCUGGGAUGGAUGGUUCGCGGAGGAAAGUGGUGGUGAGCAGUGACUUGAGCUGGCCCGUCAGUUUGGCCUACGACCUUCUGGAUGACCGGAUGUACUGGGCUGAUGAGAAGUUACGCUGCAUAGGCUCAGCCUCUCUGGAUGGUGAAAACAUCAAGAUUAUGCAGUUAGCUGAGACUCCAAACCCCUUUUCCGUGGUGGUCUUCAAUGAUCGCGUCUUCUGGUCCGACACCAAGCGCAGAGCUGUCCGCUCAGCUGAGAAGAACAGCGGCAAAGAUCAAAAAGUCCUCCUUAAAAGACCGGGCCAGCCGUUUGGGCUGAAACUCGUGCACGCCCUCUCCCAGCCAGCUGCCUCCCAGCCCUGUGGCCAGCUGUCCUGCUCCCACCUCUGCCUCCUGGCCCCAGCUGUGAGCAGGCCCUCUGAAGUGUCGGCACCUGUAGGCGUCUGUCGAUGCCCGAAGGGACUGCUGCUGUCCAAAGACAAGAUCACCUGCUCUGUGCCUGCGGACUCGUCAUUCGUCCUGUUUUUGUCUCGCAACACAAUCUAUCAGAUUUACUUGCGUUCUUUGCGUCGAGAUGGCGUUUCUCUGAAGAAAAUGCCAACCAACAGACCUUUGGCCCUCCCAAACACAAAUGAGGCCCUGGAGAUGGACAUUUCCAUCCGCGAUCUUUCUCUGUAUGUGGCCUAUUCAGGGCAAGGAUCGGUGGAUGUUUUGAGACUGAGCAGCUCCAGGUCUAGGCAGGGUCUCACGGAGGCUGGACAUGUCCUACAACUGAAGGAUGACGUGGUCACGGCUCUGGCGGUCGAUUGGGUGACGCUCAACCUCUACUGGAGCAGCAGUGAGAGACCUGACAUCCAUGUGACGUCCCGAUAUGAAGGCCACACCACCUCACUGCGGCAGGGAUCGCUCAUGGGCACCACAUCGAUUGCGCUGCAUCCUCCCACGGGCCGCCUGUGCUACACGGCAAUAGUGGGAGUGAGUGGGAAGGCUCAGACGCAGGUGGUGUGUGCCUGGAUGGACGGUCGCAGUAAAGCCGCGCUGUGGAGGAAAUCCAGCAUCCCCACGUCACUGACGUUUUCCAGUCAGGGAGACAUGAUAUACUGGGCAGACACUGGUGAGGGUGUGAUCAGCUCCAUUCGACUGGACGGAACAGGAUAUAAGCAAUUCUCCACAGGGGCGGAUCUGCUCAUUUCCUUCACACACACUGCAAAUAUCUUCCUGUGGGUCACUCUGGGCAAAGAUGUAACCAGAGUGUGGUUUACCGAUGGCCUCCAGCCUAAACAACUGUGGUUUGAGACAAAGACCAGCAUGGUGAAAAUCAGAGCCUUCAGCAACGACACGCAGACAGGAGAAAAUAGUUGUUCCAAAACCAACGGAGACUGCCAACACCUGUGCCUGCCCUAUCCCGGAGGCCGGACGUGUAAAUGUGGCCGAAGCUUCCUCAGCGUCAACGUCACUUCAUGUGCUCCGCUUCCUCCCUGUCCUGCUGGAGAAAAAUCCUGCUUUAACGGAGAAAAAUGCAUCAGCAGCAGCAAGUUCUGCGACCGACAGAUCGAUUGUCCGGACCAGUCCGAUGAACAGGACUGUCCGUCCUCAAACACGGCCUCGCUUGGUUCCAAAGCCAGAGAGAAUCAGACUCCACAGUCUCCAAACACUAAGAACUCCAUCCUUCCGGUGAAGGAAUCUGCCUCCUGUGAUCUCCAGCACUGCAGCGGUCACGGCAGAUGCAUCACAGUGGGCGAAGCGACUCGCUGCCAGUGUCUGCAGGGUUACAAGGGAGAGUCCUGUCAAGAGGCGGACAGCGGACACAGCCACGCGCCUGUCAUCUUCGGCGUUUUCUUCCUCGUCGUUCUGGUGGUGACCGGCAUUUUCAUUUUCAGUAAAAGGAGACAGUGGGCUGCCCUUCGAAAAAAGUCCUCCGACAAAGAAAAUCUGAUGGCCAACAUGGGUCUGCCAUCCGAAGAUGAAAACUCCGAUUCUGAGGAACUGGAGUCCUCAGUGGACACGCUGGCCCCCUCCCUGCCAUUGGUCACUGUAUCUGAAAACAACUACUCGGCAUUCACCGACAAUCCAGUGACUGGAUGAACAUCUGGAAUGUGAAGCUUCAGGUUCCCACAGCAGCUCUGUACUGUUGGUUUAUUCCA
Messenger RNA from Salarias fasciatus (jewelled blenny), 8570 nucleotides. RefSeq names its product low-density lipoprotein receptor-related protein 2 (gene lrp13b). The transcript is spliced from 48 exons. The coding region runs from base 1 to 8511 and encodes 2836 amino acids. Gene Ontology annotation, biological process: receptor-mediated endocytosis. Gene Ontology annotation, cellular component: apical plasma membrane; signaling receptor complex; plasma membrane. NCBI's taxonomy places the organism in Eukaryota, Metazoa, Chordata, Actinopteri, Blenniiformes, Blenniidae. The record is from RefSeq and is a predicted model, not a curated record. Gene Ontology annotation, molecular function: hormone binding; calcium ion binding; protein binding.